Messenger RNA from Dictyostelium discoideum AX4, 864 nucleotides. RefSeq lists its product as hypothetical. The record is from RefSeq and is a predicted model, not a curated record. The transcript has 3 exons. Lineage: Eukaryota; Evosea; Eumycetozoa; Dictyosteliales; Dictyosteliaceae. The coding region runs from base 1 to 864 and encodes 287 amino acids.
AUGUAUAGUACAUUAAUAUCAACAGCAUACUGGGGUAGUAUUAUUGCAGCGACAGGAUUAAUAUGUAUUGCUUCAAUAAUAUAUGCAUCACAAGAAAAGUUAUUAUAUAUUCCAGAUAGAAAUAUUGUACUUCAUCCAUCACAAUUUGGAUUAGAGGAUAACUUUGAAGAGAUAUUCUUAACAACAUCUGAUGGUAUUAAAAUUCAAACAUGGUUUUUUAGACAAGAAAAUUCUAAAUCUGUACCAACAUUAUUAUUUUGUCAUUCAAAUGCUGGAAAUCUUUCACAUAGAUUAGAUAAUAUUAGACACUUAUUUGAAAAUGUACGUUGUAAUGUAUUGAUUUUAUCAUAUAGAGGUUAUGGUAAGAGUCAAGGUUCACCAACAGAGAUCGGUUUAAAAAAAGAUAUUGAUGCAUGUAUGGAAUAUUUAUUAAAUGACCCAACCAUUGAUCCUAAUACAAUCAUGUGUUUUGGUAGAUCUUUAGGUGGUGCCGUUGCAAUCGAUACUGCAUAUAGAUAUCCAAAUAAUAUUAAAGCAUUAAUUUUAGAGAAUACAUUUGCAUCAGUACCAGAUAUGGUUGAUGCAGUUUUACCAAUGUUAAAAUUAUUUAAACCAUUUUGUAGAAGCAGAUGGGAUAGUAAAGAGACUAUCAAACAUAUCACUUGUGAUAUAUUGUUUUUAUCAGCCAAAAAUGAUGAAUUAGUACCAGCUUCUCAUAUGAAACUUUUAGAGAAACAUGCUCAUCAAUGCAAAAAGAAAACUAUUGUUUUUGAAAAUGGUAGACAUAUGGAUUUAAUGUUUCAACAUAAUUAUUAUAAAUAUAUUAAAGAAUUUAUGUUAGAAAAAUUUGGUGACUAUAUCUAA